AAACCCAGAAAGCUCGUGCGGGGGAGGAGCAUGAGUAUAAAACAGCAGCAUGGCUCAGAGGCUCAGAGUCAAUGUGCAGUUCGACUCCAAAAUGAAGCCCUAUCCCCAGUUUGUGAGCCUCUGGUUUGUACUCAUCGCAGUGAGAGAGCUGGACAGCACGUUUGUCCCAGGAAGAUGUAUGUGUCCAAACUCUGAACUUGGUGUCAGGGGGAAACUGAAAGAGCUCCUAGUCUUCCAAAAAAGCCCUAGCUGCAACAAAGUCACUGUAAUAGUGACACUGAGCAACAAUGACAAAGUGUGUCUGAAUCCAGAGGCACAAAUGGGAAGACAACUAGUUCGCUGCUGGAAUAGAGUUCAUAGGUUGGGUCGCAAUCCAAAAUUGUGCCUAACUAGGAGGAGGAAAGGGAGAGCAGGUCCGAGUCAGCAGUCUCGACAGAGGAACCGGGGCCGCAACAUGAAAGCCUCAUCUUCAAGCUCCCUAUAGUCGACCAGCCUGACAAAUGAAACAAAGCUACUCCAUGGAGAGAAGUGUGUACGAACUGUGGACAUCAAGCUCCCCAUCAAGCUUUUUUUAUUUUUUAUUGUUUUGCAAAUGACUGAUGCAGUGUCGAAAACUAAGCCCUGGAGGCUUGUUGUUAUAAAUGUUAACAGUGUUAGCUUUAAAACACUAUCAAAAAGUCAAUAUUGUUUUUCUAUGUAGUUCUGUGUGUGCCGCUGGAUAAGCUACCUUAACACUUAGUUAUUUAUUUUAUAUUAAUGUUGACAUUUUUCAUACAUUUUGAUUUACUUCUUUUAAAUAAAUACAUCUGAAUAAUA
Molecule: messenger RNA, 816 nt
Organism: Toxotes jaculatrix (banded archerfish)
Lineage: Eukaryota; Metazoa; Chordata; Actinopteri; Toxotidae
Product: C-X-C motif chemokine 6-like
Exons: 4
Coding region: 50-484 (144 amino acids)
Biological process (GO): cellular response to lipopolysaccharide; inflammatory response; chemokine-mediated signaling pathway
Cellular component (GO): extracellular region
Molecular function (GO): chemokine activity; CXCR chemokine receptor binding
Source: RefSeq, a predicted model, not a curated record